AUGGAAUUCAGUUCAAGAGAGGCAGUAAUCAAGGCAAUGAAAGAUUAUACCAUCCGGAGAGGUGUAGACUAUCGGGUAUAUGAGUCGGAACCGAUGACAUUCUAUGCCAAAUGUACAGAAUAUGACAAUGGUUGUGACUGGUUGAUCAGGAUUACCAAAAUGCAGAAGAAGUACUGUUGGAAGAUAAGGAGGUACAAUGGAAGUCACACUUGUACCAGGUCUACUAUUUCUCAAGACCAUUCGAAGCUGGAUUCCAAGACAGUUGCAGAAGUAAUUAAGCCGUUGGUAGAGGUUAACCCGUCUAUAAAGGUGAAAUCAGUCAUUGCUGAAGUCCAGUCAAAGUUUAACUACACCAUCAGUUAUCGCAAGGCUUGGUUAGCAAAGCAGCAGGCGGUGGAAUCAAUUUUCGGAGGUUGGGAAGUAUCGUAUGAAGCUUUGCCCAUAUGGUUUGAGGUCAUGUGUCACAAGGAUCCAUCAGCAGUGGUUUACUUUGAAACAAUGCUUGCUUACCAGGGGGAUGAUUUGGUUCCUGAUAUACGUGUACUACAUAGAGUCUUUUGGAGUUAUUACCCUUGUAUAAGGGCCUUCAGACACUGCAAGCCAGUGGUGCAGAUAGACAAAACUCAUUUGUAUGGAAAAAACAAGGGUUGUUUAUUGGUUGCAGUCUCACAAGAUGGUAAUAACAACAUCGUACCUAUUGCAUUUGCCAUAGUGGAGGGAGAAACUUCUGAUACAUGUAUUAUUCCUCAUAACACAGCAUACUAA
This is a messenger RNA of Arachis ipaensis, 765 nucleotides long. RefSeq lists its product as uncharacterized. Lineage: Eukaryota; Viridiplantae; Streptophyta; Magnoliopsida; Fabales; Fabaceae. The record is from RefSeq and is a predicted model, not a curated record.